AUGCACAAUACAGUCAGCCCAAUUUCAACAGUCGCCAUAGUGCUGGAGACGGCCCAGGAUGAAGAGCCUGUGCUGCUUUCCCACAGGGCCCAGCAGCUGGAGAGACAGCUAGAGGAUGGCCUUACCGUGUUCAACCACAGCAUCCAGAAAGAGUUCACUUUGCACCUGGUGCUGCGUCUGUGCUGUGGCAUCAUCGAGCCAUCCCUUCGUCAGCUUGCCCAGAAGUACAACUGUGACAAGAUGAUCUGCCGCAAGUGCUACACACACCUGCACCCCUGUGCAGUCAACUGCUGCAAGAAGAAGUGCGGCUAUACCGACAACCUGCGCCACAAGAAGGUCAAAUAA
Molecule: messenger RNA, 345 nt
Organism: Arvicanthis niloticus (Nile rat)
Lineage: Eukaryota; Metazoa; Chordata; Mammalia; Rodentia; Muridae
Source: RefSeq, a predicted model, not a curated record